Mastomys coucha (southern multimammate mouse) is the source of this 954-nucleotide messenger RNA. Its product is annotated as olfactory receptor 56-like. Gene Ontology annotation, molecular function: G protein-coupled receptor activity; olfactory receptor activity. NCBI's taxonomy places the organism in Eukaryota, Metazoa, Chordata, Mammalia, Rodentia, Muridae. The transcript has a single exon. Gene Ontology annotation, cellular component: membrane. Bases 1 to 954 code for a protein of 317 amino acids. Gene Ontology annotation, biological process: G protein-coupled receptor signaling pathway. The record is from RefSeq and is a predicted model, not a curated record.
AUGGCCUGGACAGGCAAUCAGACGCUCAUCUCUCACUUUGUCCUCCUGGGCCUCUUCACCCACUCUCCAUUGCAUCUCUUCCUCUUCUCCAUCAUUAUGGUCAUGUUCCUGGUGGCCCUCUCUGGCAAUGGGCUCAUGAUCCUCCUCAUUCUUAUGGACUCUCGCCUGCACAGCCCCAUGUACUUCUUCCUCAGUUGGCUGUCCCUCAUGGACCUCAUGCUCAUCUCCACCAUUGUGCCACGAAUGGCUGCUGACUUUCUCAUGGGCCAUGGCUCCAUCUCCUUCGCCGGUUGUGGGCUCCAGAUUCUCUUCUUCCUCACCCUCCUGGGGGAUGAGUGCUUCCUGCUAGCCUUCAUGGCCUAUGACCGCUACGUGGCCAUUAGCAACCCGCUGAGAUACUCUGUAAUCAUGAGCCGCCGGGUCUGCUGGCUCAUGGUAGCGGGAUCUUGGCUCUUUGGCCUGGUAGAUGGACUGAUCCAGGCUGUUUUUACACUUCGCUUCCCCUACUGCGGUUCCCAGGAGAUCGACCACUUCUUCUGUGAGGUUCCUGCUGUACUCAAGCUGGCCUGUGCUGACACCAGUCUCUACGAGACCAUGAUCUAUGUCUGUUGUGUCCUCAUGCUUCUCCUGCCCUUUUCUGUCAUCUCGGCCUCCUACCUCAGGAUCCUGGUGACCGUGCUCCGGAUGCGCUCUGCAGAAGGUCGGCGGAAGGCCUUCGCUACCUGUUCCUCCCACAUGAUCGUGGUCUCCCUCUUCUAUGGGGCUGCCAUGAUCACGUACAUGCGACCCCAGGCCUACCACUCCUCCAAGCAGGAUAAAGUGGUCUCUGCCUUCUACACCAUGAUCACCCCCAUGCUCAACCCUCUUAUUUACAGUCUAAGGAACAAAGAAGUGACUGGGGCCCUGAGGAAACUCCUGGGAAAGUGUCCCUGUGGUGGCGGGGCUCUUGGUUGA